GAAUCAAACCAUCAACAUGGACACACCUAGGCUCUCAUUGAAGCGACACUGUUCGGAUCUCGAAGGCGGUGAUCCAGAGAUCAAAAAAUUUCAUGGGAUUCCGGAAUCGAGAAAACCAGAAACCAGAAGCUAGACUGUUUAUCCAUGGAGUCGGGGUUUGAUAAAGAGAAAUCCUCGCUGAAGGAUCGUCCUCCGUUAGUCUAUCUCGAAUUGGGCAAUCAAGUGGCCACUGUGCGGAACGAGCCACUGGAUAAUAUUUCCCUGGAAGAUGAUGCAGAGCUGAAGUCAAAUGUGCAGAAGUUGCUGGGUCUGAUAGCGACACGGCGAAGGCUGUACACCCCCGAGGAGUACUGCGCGCCGGAACUGGAGGAACUGACAUCAAAGGACACUCAUCCACUGAAUAAUUCCACUUUCUCGCCCGCACAGCCAGCCAUUCUCUCCUCCACCUGGUCAAGUCUGAAUCUAGCGAACCCCCAUCCGCCGACCCUGGUGGAGCGUCGGGCGAAGGAGCGCAACGAUAUCCUGGUGGAGACCGAUGCCAAUAUAGCAGAGAUGGAGACGCCGGACUUUCUUAAAAAGAUCGACCUGAGCGAGUUGCCCAGCAGAGAGGAGAUGGCCUCCAUUUGUGGCCGGCACAAGAGUAGCAUCGCCUGCUUGGAGCGGCACCCGAACUUCUACAGAUUCGUCGAGUCGCUCCACCCCACGACCCCGAUCAACAUGUGUCAUCCGCUUGCGCUAACCUACCGGGAGAGGAGUUUCAAAAGCUGCAAGGAGGAACUGGCCAAGACGUUGUUCAACAUCUUCAACCACGCCAUCUUUCAGUGCGGCCUCCAUGCGCCUAUCGUUUGGAAGAGCUCCUUGCGCAAAUCCUGUGAACGAGUCGCCAUCGAUGCCUCUGGACAGCGGUCCGCCUACAUCCUGCUUUGGAAAAAGAUAAGUCAGCCGGGGAUGCUCAUUAAGAUGCUCCUGCACGAAAUGUGCCAUGCCGCGGCCUUUGUCUUUAACCGGGAGACGGGACAUGGCGAUCAUUGCCGCAGAUGGGUCUACCAGGCGAAGAGGGCAAUGCCGGAGCUGCCGACGAUCGCUGACUGUGACCCCCAUUUUAAGUAUACAUGCACCUUGUGCGCCCGGUGGUCCUACGGGCGGAUUGAUUUUGGGACGGCUACGACUCGCUGUCACUACUGCCAGUUUGAGGUGAUCACGAAACCAUUUCAGAAAGCGGACAAGCACACGGGAACCCGACCAGAUCGGACGUUAACUCCAUUCAAGGCCUUUAUUCGGGACAGUUACUUGAAGCUGGACGGGAUGGAAAAUAUUACGCAUAGCGCUAAAAUGAGACUCCUUAACGAAGAGUUCUUAAAAAUAAGAGUUUCACCUGGUUAGAAAGCAGCCCUCUGGUUACCUUUUAUUUAAUUUAUAUUUUUAGUUUUGCUACUUAUUCACAAAUUGUGUUUAUAUUUAAUAAUAAUACAGAUUGGUGUACUUGUACUUA
Drosophila subpulchrella is the source of this 1492-nucleotide messenger RNA. RefSeq lists its product as uncharacterized. The record is from RefSeq and is a predicted model, not a curated record. Gene Ontology annotation, cellular component: nucleus. Lineage: Eukaryota; Metazoa; Arthropoda; Insecta; Diptera; Drosophilidae. The transcript has 2 exons. Bases 145 to 1383 code for a protein of 412 amino acids.